This is a messenger RNA of Heteronotia binoei (common prickly gecko), 1640 nucleotides long. It is a transcript of the gene STX3, whose product is annotated as syntaxin 3. The coding region runs from base 306 to 1178 and encodes 290 amino acids. Lineage: Eukaryota; Metazoa; Chordata; Lepidosauria; Squamata; Gekkonidae. The record is from RefSeq and is a predicted model, not a curated record. The transcript is spliced from 11 exons. Gene Ontology annotation, cellular component: synaptic vesicle; presynaptic active zone membrane; postsynapse. Gene Ontology annotation, molecular function: SNARE binding; SNAP receptor activity. Gene Ontology annotation, biological process: exocytic insertion of neurotransmitter receptor to postsynaptic membrane; synaptic vesicle fusion to presynaptic active zone membrane; intracellular protein transport.
CUUUCUGUAUGUCACUGUGGAUUAGCAGCUGCGGGCAGCUCAGCGGCAGAGGAUCAGACCACAUACUCACAGAGAGACAGAUUUAGCUUUACCGGGCGGGGGAGGGAUGCAUGUGGAGUUUUUCCUCCCGUCCUGAUGAAACUCAACCGCUCCUCCUAGCGAGCGCGAAAAGGAGGAGGAGGAACCGUCUUAUUUUUGCUCUGCGUCGGGACUCCACUUCCUGGAGGAGCCCUCCCUUUGAGGAAUUUCACCUGGGAUCCCUGGUCCCCUACAGACAGGAAGAGCAAUAGCAACACCUGUCCAAAAUGAAGGACCGGCUGGAGCAACUGAAAGCGAAACAGAAUCAGGAUGAUACUGAUGAUGAUCUGGAAAUUGCCAUCGACAACACAGCUUUUAUGGACGAGUUCUUUGCAGAGAUUGAAGAAACACGGCAAAAUAUUGAUAAAAUUGCUGAGAAUGUAGAAGAAGCAAAAAGACUGUACAGCAUUAUCCUGUCUGCCCCUAUCCCUGAACAAAAGACAAAAGAUGAUCUGGAUCAGCUCACAGCAGAAAUCAAGAAAAUGGCGAACAGUGUCCGAAACAAACUUAAAAGCAUGGAGCGGAACAUUGAAGAAGAUGAAGUCCGGUCAUCAGCAGAUCUGCGGAUACGAAAAUCCCAGCAUUCAGUUCUUUCUCGAAAGUUCGUUGAAGUGAUGACGAAGUACAAUGAGGCUCAGGUCGACUUCCGGGAACGGAGCAAAGGAAGGAUCCAGAGGCAGCUUGAGAUUACUGGGAAGAAUACAACAGAUGAGGAGCUGGAGGAAAUGCUAGAGAGUGGGAAUCCUGCAAUAUUCACAUCCGGGAUAAUGGAUUCUCAGAUUUCAAAGCAGGCAUUGAGUGAGAUUGAAGGGCGGCAUAAGGACAUUUUGCGGCUUGAAAGUAGUAUCAAGGAGCUUCAUGACAUGUUUGUGGACAUUGCCAUGCUGGUGGAAAACCAGGGAGAAAUUGUAGAUAAUAUAGAACUCAACAUGAUGCACACAAUAGAUCACGUAGAGAAAGCUCGUGAAGAGACUAAAAAGGCCUUGAAAUAUCAGAGUAAGGCACGCAAGAAAACAAUAAUUAUCAUUGUGAUAGUGGUUGUCUUGCUGGGAAUUGUAGCUCUGAUUAUUGGACUUGCAGUAGGUCUGAAUCCAAAGUAGCCCACCAAGCUGCUGGCUCUGAACCACACUCCUGAACUCUCCUUGGACUGGUAGCAAGACCUUCCCUACUGAUCCAUCACAUCACCAUUCUGUGACCUUCCCUUGCCUACCCUCCAGCCUUGCCUCCUUGGAUUCAGUAUGAAUUUGCUUUGCAGGAGGGAUCCGCCUGCACCAGCGCUACUUGUAAGAGCCACAUGAUGCUCUAACUCACUCCUUGAAUGAAGCUCCACAACCAGAAGAUUCUAAUGUAAUUUAUGCAACCAGAAACUAAUGAGACCUUGUGACGUCCUGGAGGGAACCCCCCAUAAAAUCUGCUCCUUGCCUAUCCUUCCCUACCUUCCAGCUACACCUGCUGCCUCCAGUUCAAGUUCUUCGUGAUGUCAUUUCCUGUUUUUAAGCUUCUGACCUUUCAGAAUUUUCUCCAAUUCCAAUGGAACGAACCUUAAAAAUGUUUGGAGAUAA